AGCAAGAUCAGUACGUUUCUUUGAAUAAAAAUUUUCAAUAUAUGGUUGUAAAAUUUCUGCAACUCUAUAAUUUGAGUCUCAUGUAUGCAUGGAUAUGUAUAUUUCUGUUUUAAAAGGUGCUAACUAAUAAAGGGUUUUGCUAUUAGUUCCAAGACUUGCUUUAUUAAGGAGACGUCAUUGCUUUUUUAAUGGAGAGCUGAGACUAAAUAUUACAAGAUUCGAUAUAAUUAGAAAAGGGAAAUGCUUAAUUUAGUAAAAAUGAUUGAAAGGGAGAAGAGAUCACAAGAAACACGGCUGACCCUAACUUAUUCAACAAGGAAUCUGAGCAAUAACAACAAAACAAAGGAAUAAUAACAAAAACGCCCAUCUAACACCAACUUUCGUCGUCUGAUUCGAACCCUAAACGAAUCAGACAAUAGCUACAGAAAACUCCUUCGUAUACACCAAACUUUAUCCUCGAUUCAAAUCUCAAUUACAAAAGAAACCCUAAGGUUCAUUUGAAUCCCUUCCUAAACCAAUCUUGAAUCCCUAAUUAUCCUUCAAAGAGGAUGCUAAUACUGUGUUCCCUGGGGUUUCUAGAUUUUCUUUAAGAAUAUGAUGAGCUUUCAUCGCCGGACUUUUUCAUACGAUAAACUUCCUACCGAACCCAUUAGGCUCUCCGUUCUCAAACUAGAUGGCUCUUCUUUCGAUGUUCACGUAACGUGCUCGGCGACCGUUAAGGAUCUUAAGCUCGCCAUAGAGACUGCCUUCAGCCACGUCCCCAAGAAAGGACCCUCCAAGAUCUCAUGGCCACACGUGUGGGGGCAUUUCUGCUUGUGUUAUGAGGGUCAGAAGCUGGUCACCGAUACGGAGUGCAUCGGAAGUUAUGGGAUGAAUGACGGUGAUGAGGUAAGGUUCAAGAACCAUGUGUCGGGCAAUGCCGUAUUGAUCAAGGGAUAUUCUAGAAAAUCAAAACAAAAGACCUCAGAGAGGGUAGGGCCAAAGGAUGAAGAUGAGGAAGUUAAUAGGAUGGGGGAGAUUGAUCAUGGCUCUUGGGAUGAUCUUGAGAAAGGAAGCUUAGUUAGGUACAAAGACGGUGGCUUAGAAACUUCACCAAGGGAACACAGGACUUGUUGUAAGAACACUGUCAGGGGUUGCUGCUUUGCUUUUGGUUUAAAGGAGCUUUUUGGGCUUAGCAAUAAUGAUAGAAGCUAUUACUCUUUGAGAGAUACUUGGAGAGACGAUUGAAUGUCUUCUGUUUGUAAUAUUUUUGUUUUCUAAUUUAUAAGAUUUUUGGUCACAAAGG
Messenger RNA from Raphanus sativus (radish), 1285 nucleotides. RefSeq lists its product as uncharacterized. Lineage: Eukaryota; Viridiplantae; Streptophyta; Magnoliopsida; Brassicales; Brassicaceae. Gene Ontology annotation, cellular component: U12-type spliceosomal complex. Bases 595 to 1227 code for a protein of 210 amino acids. The record is from RefSeq and is a predicted model, not a curated record. Gene Ontology annotation, biological process: mRNA splicing, via spliceosome. The transcript has 5 exons.